CUUGGUUGCACAGAGCAGAAGAAGAAGAAGAAGCGACCAGGAUGAGGCAGAAGGACAGGGAUCCUCGCAGAUGGCCGUUCAAACUACUGGCUGAGAGACAACCACGCAGGCAGGGUGGCGUACGAGCAUCCAGUCGAUCAAGUCCGCUCGUCUUCUCUUACACACACACACACACACACACACACAGGCAGACAGACAGACAGAUACACACAGGCACCCACACCCACACCCACUCACGCUCACACACAUACAUCCACAUCCCGGUCACUUGUCGUCUUUUUCGGUCGGUAGGGGGAAGCUCAAGAGCAAAGACACCCUAGUUUGGUGACUAACUAGCUUCGGUCUAAAAUUCUGUCAGUUGUCUUCAGAUUCCCGACCGGUUACGUCCAGAAUACUCUAAUCCUGGUCCUGCCUACCUGCUUGCAUACAGACAGACAGCUUUUCCAGUAGGUACGGACGGACCUACAUGGAUACCUGGUACGGAGCAGCCCGCAGCUUCAUCGCCAGAUCAUGCGCUUUUACUGUUUUCGGCUGAGUCUGG
Messenger RNA from Aspergillus neoniger CBS 115656, 541 nucleotides. RefSeq lists its product as uncharacterized. The transcript has a single exon. NCBI's taxonomy places the organism in Eukaryota, Fungi, Ascomycota, Eurotiomycetes, Eurotiales, Aspergillaceae. Bases 42 to 320 code for a protein of 92 amino acids. The record is from RefSeq and is a predicted model, not a curated record.